UUUUAAAUAAUGUAGGAAUUACAACCGGACGAUGAAAUGUUAAGUUCGGCUUCCGACGACAGUAGAUCAACUAACCAAAGCAUACAAGAACUCAAAUCAUUGAAAAUAAGCCAUGAUCGACUUAAACUGGCUCUUGCACAAAGCACUGCCAACUCAAAGAAAUGGGAAACGGAGCUCCAAGCUUUGAAAAACACGAACGCUCGUUUGACAACAGCAUUACAGGAGUCUAUGUCUAAUGUAGAUCAAUGGCAUCGGCAACUUACUUUGUAUAAAGAGGAAAAUGAACAAUUUAAAAAGAAGAUUAAAGAGCUUGAAAAUGAUAAGAACAAAGGAGCUGAACUGAACGACAGAGUCGCCGAUCUAAAAAGAGAGAUGGAAAAACUGCACAAGGAAAAUUCCGAGAAAUCGCAAGAGUGCAAUAUGUUGCAACAGAGAAUUGGAGUUCUUACUGUGGUUGAGAAACAACAUAAUGAGUGUUCUGCAAGACACCAGGUUUGCUGAUCCAAUAAAUAAAUAACGAUUUAUUUCAAAACACAAAAAAAUAUGUUUAAUUAAAAACUUUAGAUCCACAAAUUAAAAUAACAACAAUUUUUUGAAAUUUUGAAAGGACUGUAUAAACAAAUAAAAAUUAUGUUUUUUUGGGUAAUUGAUCAGAAACUGGAGAAAUACGCUACAUUUUUUUACUAGAUGAACCAAUAAAAGUAAGAUAGUAAUGCCUUGAAAAAUUGCACACCAUUUUUGAAAUACUUAAAAAGGAUUUACCAAUUUUUUAUAUCGAUUG
Messenger RNA from Ciona intestinalis (vase tunicate), 781 nucleotides. NCBI's taxonomy places the organism in Eukaryota, Metazoa, Chordata, Ascidiacea, Phlebobranchia, Cionidae. The record is from RefSeq and is a predicted model, not a curated record.